Messenger RNA from Ceratina calcarata, 2269 nucleotides. RefSeq names its product Acyl-CoA synthetase family member 2 (gene Acsf2). Gene Ontology annotation, molecular function: medium-chain fatty acid-CoA ligase activity. Gene Ontology annotation, biological process: fatty acid metabolic process. The transcript has 8 exons. NCBI's taxonomy places the organism in Eukaryota, Metazoa, Arthropoda, Insecta, Hymenoptera, Apidae. The record is from RefSeq and is a predicted model, not a curated record. The coding region runs from base 226 to 2043 and encodes 605 amino acids.
UGUCGACCGAUAGUCGACCUGUCAUAGAUAAUUUGUGGUUGACGAUUGAUAUACCGGAAUAAAUAAAAUAAACAGAAAAGACUGCUGAUAGCGAGUUAGUAGCGAUUGAGCAGCACUGCAGCAAGCAACGAUUGAGAGUGAUUAGUAGCAAUUUCACUCGUACAUCUCGUAAUAUUAUUUUCUUAGUGUCAUCGUUCAGACCAUAGUGAAUUUAUUUUGGAAAAGAUGCUACGCACUUUGGUAACUAGGAAAUCAUUCUUGCCAUCGGUUACAAGCAUCUGUGCGCACAAAGAUGUGGAAAACUUUGCUUUUGUCUGUACUCAGGUUUUAAAACUGCGCUGCGCCAGCCAGCACCGAUCGAAGCACCAAGGAAACAUAGCGCACAUAUUGAAUCACGGAAAGAUUCCUCUGGUCGACGAGACUAUAGGAAAACUGUUAGCCACGGCGGCUGACACAUGGCCGGAUCGAGAAUGCGUGGUGUCUGUGCAUCAAAACGUGCGGCUCACGUUCUCCGACUUGAUUCGUCGCGCUGAUCGUCUAGCAGCUGGUUUCGUAAAACUAGGUUUGAUGAAAGGCGAUCGUCUAGGAAUCUGGGCACCGAAUGACGUCGAAUGGUUGAUCACGUUCAUGGCCGCAGCCAGAGCCGGGCUCAUCUUGGUUGCGAUCAACCCUGCCUAUCAGGUGGACGAGGUCGUCUAUUGCUUACAGAAAGUCAGUGUCAAAGCUGUGAUAUCGCCGACGAACUUCAAAACGCAGAACUACCCACGCAUGCUGUUGCAAGCGAAGCAGGCGUGUCCCGCUUUAGAGCACAUAAUUAUCUACUCGGAGGACCACGUGACUGGAACGCGUCGAUUCAGCGACGUGGAGAUGCUACCGUCGAGGAUAGAAGUGGAACGUAUCGCCGCGGAGCAGGAUGAAAUAUCUUGCCACGCUGGUAGCAAUAUACAAUUCACCUCGGGAACCACUGGCAAACCCAAGGCCACUCUGCUGUCGCAUAGAUCAUUGCUGAAUAAUGCGAAACAGGGAGUUGUGAGGGCGCAAUACCAUCUGGAGCUAAAGGCUUGCCUAAACGUCCCGUACUUCCACGCGUUCGGGAUAUUGAAAGGGUUGCUCUGUUCGUUUCAUUCCGGUUACGCGGUCGUGUUGCAAGGGCGUUCGUUUAAUCCAGUCCACGCGUUGGAGGCGACCCUACGAGAGAAAUGCACGAUGAUGUUCGGGACACCGACUAUGUGGAUCAAUAUGUUAGACGCCAAGCAACGGAUGCAGCUGCCGGCGAUAACCCUGUCGUACGGCGUCACCGGUGGUUCACCCGCGUCGCCGGAGCUCUUCAAGCAGAUAAAGGAGUCGUUUAAUUUCAACAAUAUGAAGACGAUAUACGGGCUGACGGAGGUAACGGGGGUGAAUUUUCUAUCUCUGCCCAACGAGGACCCCGAAUUGACAGAGAACACCGUGGGCUGUGUGACUGACCAUAUCGAAGUUAUGGUCGUGGACGAGAAAGGGGAGCCAGUGUCUUUCGACACCCCGGGCGAGCUUUGGAUUCGAGGGUACUGCGUCAUGAAAGAGUAUUGGGGAGACGAGGAGAACACGAAGAAAGCUAUUACCAAAGAUGGCUGGUUCAAAACCGGUGACCAAUUUGUAUUAAGGAAAAAUGGGUACGGAUGCAUAGUUGGAAGGCUGAAAGACAUGCUGAUUCGUGGCGGAGAAAACAUUUUUCCAAAGGAUAUAGAGGACGUACUGAUGACUCACCCUGAGGUGCUCGAGGUGCAAGUUAUUGGCGCGUACGACGAGGUUUACGGGGAGGAAGUAUGCGCGUGCGUUCGUCUUCGGAAGGGCGCGAGUCCUAGCAAGGAACAAUUGAAGGAGUAUUGCAAGGGUCGCAUGGCACCCUUCAAAAUUCCACGGUACAUAGUGUUCGUGGACGAAUACCCUAAGACGGCCAGUGGGAAAGUACAAAAAUAUAAACUGAGAAAAGAAUUGGAACAUAAAGACAUAAUUCCGUCCGCUUCAAGAAACUCUGGCAUGUUAAAACGCGCUGAAAAAUAGCUGAAUAAUAAACUGGCUAAAUUUAUUUACUUGAUCCCGUUGAUGAAAAUUAAUAUGCGACCGCGCGAUCGCAAGCUGGAAUGAUUAACGAUAUAUGUAUAUAAUACGUUUUUUUGUGUGAUCCGCAAAAUCCUUUCAAAGAUAUGUGCACAGAUUAUUUAAUAUUGACAUUUGGAAAAGCCGACUGAUAUCGACUAAAAUAUAUUUUAAUAGCUUUAUUUUCAUU